AAGAAGAAGAAGAAGAAGAAGAAGAAGUCCUUCCUUUCAGGAGCUCCACACGUGUUUCUUUGAGUGUUGGAGGCAGAAUUGAAGCGGCAUCAGGAGAAGUUUCCAGUCCGUCGCUUGGUCGCUAAUCUUCAGCUAACAUGAAACCAGGUUUCACUCCCCGUGGAGACAGAGGAGGACGAGGCGGGGGCCGCGGCGGCUUCAGAGGCGGGUUUGGAGACCGGGGUGGACGUGGAGGAGGAAGAGGUGGUGGAUUUAGGUCUCCAGACGGUGGAGGAUUUCGUGGCCGUGGGGGUGGCAGAGGCACCCCAAGAGGAAGAGGAGGCAGAGGAGGAGGAAGGGGUGGUGGCAGAGGAGGCUUUGGAGGAGGGAAGAAGGUCCUGAUUGAGCCUCACAGACAUGAAGGGGUCUUUAUCUGCAGGGGGAAGGAGGAUGCCCUGGUAACCAAAAACAUGGUGGUGGGGGAAUCGGUGUAUGGAGAAAAGAGGAUGAGCGUCGAGGAAGGAGAGACAAAAAUCGAAUACAGAGCCUGGAAUCCUUUUCGUUCCAAGCUGGCGGCAGCCAUCUUAGGAGGAAUUGACCAGAUCCACAUCAAACCCGGAGCCAAGGUCAUGUACCUGGGCGCUGCCUCGGGUACCACCGUGUCCCACGUGUCGGACAUUGUUGGACCAGACGGGCUGGUCUAUGCAGUGGAGUUCUCCCAUCGAUCCGGUCGAGAUCUGCUGAAUGUGGCAAAGAAACGCACCAACAUCAUUCCCAUCAUAGAAGACGCCAGGCAUCCGCACAAAUACCGGAUGCUGGUCGGCAUGGUGGAUGUGAUUUUUGCUGACGUGGCGCAGCCUGACCAGACCAGGAUUGUUGCUCUGAACGCUCACAACUUCCUGAAAAAUGGAGGACACUUUGUCAUCUCCAUAAAGGCUAAUUGCAUCGACUCGACAGCAGCACCAGAAGCAGUUUUUGCUUCUGAGGUGAAGAAAAUGAGCGCUGAGAACAUGAAACCUCAAGAACAGCUGACUCUGGAGCCCUAUGAGAGGGACCAUGCUGUGGUGGUGGGCAUCUACAGACCUCCACCUAAACAGAAGAAAUGAGUGGAAAAUGGACAGAAGGUGACUCCACCAUCACUGUCCACUCCAAAGAAAUCCCCUUCAAGUCACCCCGUCUACCUGAAAUACGCUUCCAACUCUUGAUUCCAUCGCAGGAAUACCUUCAUGUUCUUUAAUAGGCUGCUUUAGUUUGUCAUUUUUAACAUGUUGAUGUAAAAUAACGUUCGACCCAUCUGCUUUUUAUGCCUUAAAAAAAAGAUGACAUAACUUUGAGGGUUAGAUUGUGUUUAAUACAUGGUAAUUAAGAUAUAUCUUAAACCUUAACAUACAAUAGAUUUGGAUCUUAAAUGAAUAAAUCUGUAUUCUCUCCAAAGUCUAAGUACAGCACUGUAGAAACCGAUAACUGUGAGAACUUUGCUUUAGAAA
Molecule: messenger RNA, 1466 nt
Organism: Cyprinodon tularosa
Lineage: Eukaryota; Metazoa; Chordata; Actinopteri; Cyprinodontiformes; Cyprinodontidae
Gene: fbl
Product: fibrillarin
Exons: 9
Coding region: 138-1085 (315 amino acids)
Biological process (GO): rRNA methylation; box C/D sno(s)RNA 3'-end processing
Cellular component (GO): nucleolus; small-subunit processome; box C/D methylation guide snoRNP complex
Molecular function (GO): histone H2AQ104 methyltransferase activity; rRNA methyltransferase activity; RNA binding
Source: RefSeq, a predicted model, not a curated record